AUUAGUGAGAAUUAAUCGGUGUUGAUGGUAAAAUUAUCAAACAUUUUUGCCGUUUAAAAAAAAAAAAAAAAAAACUUAUAGUUCACAUGGUCUGCACAAAAAUCACCACUCCACAAUUUGAAAUUGGGUCCAGGCCUUGCGAUCUCGAAAUACGUCCACACGAUACUCUUCAGCCAGAGAAGCAAUUUAAACAUCUGAUCUCGAUACUCUGAUAGAGGAUUUAGAGAGAGAAAGUAGAAGCGAUCUGCAUUGACUGAUCCGAUGAACGGCUUCUGAUGAAGGAUUCGUCGGAAGUUCCAUAGGAUGGCGGAGCAGACGACCGAGAAGAGCUCGUCUGAAGAUCAGUUGAAGAAGACGACGAAAGUGGACGUUACAGAUCCAGAAUCCUUCAGCUGUAUGCUUCAGCCUGUUACUGCCGACUCCGAUCUCAAUUACAUCGGAAUUCGCCGUCUUCUUCUCUAUCGCAAGGCUCAAUCCGGUGUUCUCCGCCGUAAGGAUUGGAGAUGCAACGGAAAAGGUUAUGUGGCCUUCCGCAAUUACAUUAACAGGCCAAGUAACUGGGAAAGUUUGCAUAUACCGAGCCAUUCAAGCACUCCUGGAAACAGUGGGCGAUGGUUACCAUCUCCAGGUCCACUCUCCCUUUUCUUAGAGGUGGACAGCUGGAGUUCUAGCAAGGAGCUACGAAGCGGCAAUCAAACUUUGAGUCACAGUGCUAGUUUAAGCUCAAAUUUAAGUGAUUCUGAUAGACCACGUAGAAGAGCUGAACCUGCAUAUUCCUUCGUAGGGAUGCAAUGCAUCUUUGACCAGUGCAAAUCCAUGGUUACAAUUAUAAAGUUUGGGCACAUGAGUUCCGAUCUACUUGCAUUUGGGGCAACAGAUGGAACAUUGACAGUAUGCACAGUGUCCCAGCCACCUUCAAUUAUCAAGCAGUUAACAGGGCACUCAAAAGAUGUCACAGAUUUCGACUUCUCAUCCAACAAUCAGUAUAUUGCAUCAUCCUCGAUGGAUAAAACUGUUAGAGUAUGGGAGAUAUUGAAAGGCACUUGCAUUCGAGUGAUAUAUGGAGUGGCUUCACAACUAUGUAUUCGUUUUCAUCCUGUGAAUAACAACUUUCUUUCAGUUGGCAACGCGAACAAAGAAAUCACUGUAUUCAAUUUCAGCACAGGGAGAAUAAUCAACAAAACAGCUUUUGACAGUGAGAUUACUGCCAUGGAUCAUGAUCACACCGGUCAGCUUAUCUUUUGUGGAGAUGCUAAGGGAUAUGUUUACACAGUCUCUAUGAACUCUCACACAGGUGCAUUGUCUCGGUCACGUCACAGUCGAAGCAGUAGCAAAGGCAAAUCUCCGGUCACAACUCUGCAAUACAGAACAUUUUCUCUGCUGGCACGAGGUCCUGUGUUGCUGACAUUUACUCGAGAUGGAAGUCUAUCAUUUUUCAGUGUUUCUUUGGAGAUACAAGGUUAUAUGACUCUUCAAUGCUCUCUCCAAUUGGCUCCACGACUACACAGCAUCCGUGCUUCCUUUUGCCCUCUGCUUUCCCUAGAAAAAGGAGAAUACAUAGUUGCCGGAAGUGAGGAUGCGAAUGUCUAUUUCUAUGACUUGACGCGGCCAAAACAUCCAUGUGUAAACAAGCUACAGGGUCAUAGUUACCCGGUUAUAGGUAUUGCUUGGAACCACGGAGAGAACUUGUUGGCUUCUUCUGAUUUUGGCGGCACCAUUAUUGUAUGGAAGAGAGCAAAGACAAGUUAAAGCAAAAAAUAUUACGAGGUAAAAUUUUUUAAAUUGCAUACAAUAGAGGACGGACACGGAAGGACCUUCGGUUUUUUUUCAGCAUUAUAGUGUCAUUCUUUUGUAGAACCGGUAAAAAAUACGAGUGAAUCACAUAACAAGUAUUUUACUAUUAAAUGUAAUAGGCAGAUUAGGGAACUGAGUGUUCAAGGCUUAGAAUUUAUUCUUUGUAUUCCAUUUAUACUUUCUUCACACUACUUGAUGAGACGAAACUACGAAGAUCUGAAGAAAAAUGAUAAUUUCCUCUGAAAGCUAUAUUGACUGAGAAAGUAAUUUCUGUAUGAUGAGUUUUAAUUGAAAGAAUAUUCACUGCGUUUUUUGUUCA
Cornus florida is the source of this 2113-nucleotide messenger RNA. RefSeq lists its product as uncharacterized. Gene Ontology annotation, cellular component: nucleus. Lineage: Eukaryota; Viridiplantae; Streptophyta; Magnoliopsida; Cornales; Cornaceae. Gene Ontology annotation, molecular function: protein binding; promoter-specific chromatin binding. The record is from RefSeq and is a predicted model, not a curated record. The transcript is spliced from 12 exons. The coding region runs from base 304 to 1749 and encodes 481 amino acids.